AUGUCCUUCCAUACUUUAAAGUAUGGCCUUAAAAAGGCUUACAAAGACAACAUCUCUUCCGAUAACGUUAACUCUACUGGUUUUCUUAAAGAUGUUGCUCAAUCUUUUGGCAAUUUUGGAGAUCGUAUAACAAACAAUAAUCACCGACAUGAUGAAGAGCAUGAGAUUGCUGCUGACGAAGAACGAGAAAAAGAAAAAGCAAAUAAUAGAUUUAAGAGCUUUUCUUCUUCUUCAUUUCGCAAUGAGGUGAAAUGGUUUGUUGGUGGUCAUGAUUAUAUGGCAGCAAUUGCUCAAGCUAUUGAAAGUGCUCAGUACGAAAUUCUUAUCAUGGAUUGGUGGCUUUCACCUGAACUUUUUCUUGUUCGACCACCUGCUUUAAAUGAAAAAUGGAGACUCGACCGGACCCUUGCCCGUGCUGCUGAAAGAGGAGUAGAUGUUAGAAUUCUUUGCUAUAAGGAAGUGGAAUCAGCUUUAACACUUCAAUCGGUUCACACAAAACAUGCAUUGGAAAAACUUCACCCUAACAUAAAAGUAAUGCGUCACCCUGAUCACACUGCUCUCGAAGGUAGAAACGUCACUUUAUUUUGGGCACAUCAUGAAAAAAUGAUGUUAAUUGAUCGUCGUGUGGGUUUUAUGGGUGGCAUUGAUCUUUGUUAUGGACGAUGGGAUUUAAAUUAUCAUCCAAUUGCCGAUUUGCACCCUGGUUUUUCUGAAGCUACUAUUUAUAAUGGACAAGAGUACAACAAUGCCAGAAUUCAUGAUUUUGAUAAUGUUUCCAGCCCAGAAAUUGAUUCAGUUGAUAGAAGGGUAAUCCCUAGAAUGGGAUGGCAAGAUGUCUCUUUCCAAAUAAAUGGUCCCGGCUGUGUAUCAUUAGAACGCCACUUUAUUGAACGUUGGGAGUUUUUACGUGUUUUUAAAUAUCUUAACAGGCCCAAGUAUAUCCCUAUGGAAAUUGGUGUCAUUGAACAUAUCCCUGCAUCUAAAUCGAAACUUGAUGCGGUAAAGAAUCUUGGAGAUAAAAUCGGUUCUUUGAAUCUUUCUGGAAAAAAUGAUAAUUCAAAAGAAAACGACGAAGCUCCAAAACUUGCCCCUUACGAGGACCCUAUUUUGAAUCCAGAUGCACGAAUGGAGUAUAAUAUCAAUGAGGAAGAACCUAGGAAAAUAUAUUUACCUCAUCCUGAAAGCCCGGAUUCAUUUUGUGGGAAUGUUACCACUCAACUAUGUCGAAGCAUCUCAGAUUGGAGUCAUGGCUAUUUAACUGAAAGAUCUAUUCAAAACGCUUAUAUAUCACUUAUAAGAGAUGCCCGAUUUUCUGUCUACAUUGAAAAUCAAUUUUUUAUUGCUGGAGGCUCUUUUUCCACGGCAGAUCGAUUUCACAACGAAAUUGGCGACGCUAUAGUUGAUCGCAUCUUACAAGCUGCUAGAAACAAUGAACCUUUCAAGAUGACAAUUGUCAUACCAGCAAUUCCAGGGUUUGCAGGUGAUAUCAAAAGUGAUGAUGCAGUGGGUAUUCGCGCAAUCAUGAACUUUCAAUAUAAAUCUAUUAACAGGGGUGGUAAUAGCAUUUUGGAGAGAAUUUCUCAAGCUGGCUUUAACCCUGGUGAUUAUAUUCAAUUUUAUCACUUAAGAAGUUUUGAUAGAAUACUUCCUACUGAAUCGUUUUGCGACCUGCAACCCAACACUGUAUCAAAAUAUCAGCAAACAUCAGAGUACAUGAAACAACUUUCCCAAAAUUACUUAAACUAUGAACAGUUGGCUGAGCAAAAAGGUGCUAAAAGUAGCAUUUCAUAUUGCGCUUUUCAAUCAACUCCUAGCGUCAUGGAUGAAGGCUGGGCCUUCCCUGGGGUUAAUGAAGCUGAACAUUUUGUUUCGGAACAGCUUUAUAUUCACUCUAAACUUUUGAUUGUUGAUGAUCGAGUGGUUGUUUGCGGCAGUUCUAAUAUUAAUGAUCGCAGUAUGGCGGGAGAUCAUGAUAGUGAAAUUGCGAUGGUGAUAGAAGAGCCUCAAGAUUUUGAAAUUAAUGUUGGAGGCUCUCCAACUCUUGUGUCUAGAUUUGCAACCAGUUUGAGACGUCAAUUAAUGCGCAAGCAUUUGGGCCUAGUUCAACCCCAGUCCUUAGUGGCUGGUAUAGCCGGUGAAACCUUUACUAGUGAUAUGUCCCCGCUGCCCCAAUGCAACAAUUAUGAUUUUGGCUCUGAAGAAGAUAGUAUCGUUGCAGAUCCAUUAGAUGAGAAUCUUUGGAAUUACACUCUGGAUAUUGCUCGAACUAAUCAGGGUGUUUUUGAGGAUGUUUUUCAUACUUACCCCACAAACAAUGCUCAUAACUGGAACCAGUAUGUUUCCUGGACAUCUGAAGUGACCAGUCCCUGUCAUGUUUCUCAAAAGUAUGCAAACGAUUCAUUUGGAAUUCGUAGCCAAUUGGCCAAGGUUAAGGGACAUAUUGUUCCAAUGGCCCACGAAUUCUUGAUUGAAGAAAGCGUUCUUGUGAAGCCUGGCAUCCAGUACAAUGAUUUUGUAAGCGAUCUUUAUGCUUAG
Magnusiomyces paraingens is the source of this 2535-nucleotide messenger RNA. RefSeq lists its product as uncharacterized. The transcript is spliced from 5 exons. Bases 1 to 2535 code for a protein of 844 amino acids. NCBI's taxonomy places the organism in Eukaryota, Fungi, Ascomycota, Dipodascomycetes, Dipodascales, Dipodascaceae. Gene Ontology annotation, molecular function: D-type glycerophospholipase activity. Gene Ontology annotation, biological process: phosphatidic acid biosynthetic process; cell motility; intracellular signal transduction. The record is from RefSeq and is a predicted model, not a curated record.